CCCAACCCCACACAAGAUGUCAGAGGAUCUAGCAAAGCAACUGGCAAGCUACAAAGCUCAACUCCAGCAAGUUGAAGCUGCACUGUCUGGAAAUGGAGAAAAUGAAGAUUUGCUAAAAUUAAAGAAAGAUUUACAAUGGCUCUCUGCAUCCCCGAAACACCUUCCUUCAGGAAGCAGAGUGCUUGAGUGCACCCCCUUUGACCUGCUGAUAGUAGAUCACAACAUCUGAUGCUUCCUGGAAUUGCCGGUUACUGUAACUGCUGCCCAUCUGUCAGUGAAGGAGCAGUUUCAGAACUCAGACUUGGGGGAGGAAAAGUAAUUAAUGGAAGUUAUAGAACUAACCAAAGACCUUCUGUCAACUCAGCCUUCUGAAACUCUGGCAAGUUCAGACAGUUUUGCUUGUACUCAGCCCACUCAUUCAUGGAAAGUAGGAGACAAGUGUAUGGCAAUCUGGAGUGAAGAUGGACAGUGUUAUGAAGCGGAGAUUGAGGAGAUAGAUGAAGAAAACGGCACUGCUGCAAUCACUUUUGCUGGCUAUGGCAAUGCUGAAGUGACUCCACUGUUGAACCUGAAGCCUGUAGAAGAAGGAAGGAAGGCAAAGGAGGACAGUGGCAACAAACCCAUGUCAAAAAAAGAAAUGAUUGCCCAGCAGCGGGAAUAUAAAAAGAAGAAAGCUUUGAAAAAAGCACAGAGAAUAAAAGAACUUGAGCAAGAAAGAGAGGACCAGAAGGUGAAAUGGCAACAGUUUAACAACAGAGCCUAUUCUAAAAACAAAAAAGGCCAGGUAAAGAGGAGUAUUUUUGCUUCACCUGAGAGUGUAACUGGCAAAGUUGGAGUAGGAACUUGUGGAAUUGCUGAUAAACCUAUGACACAGUAUCAAGAUACCUCCAAAUACAAUGUUAGGCAUUUGAUGCCUCAAUAAUCAGAAAAACUGUUGGAUAUCAUCUCUGCAGGGCUUUACAUUUACCUUUUUAUCCUUAUAUUUUUCUAAAGGUAAAUUAUUUGUUAGAUGAGUAAGGAAGAUACCAUUGUCAUCAUUGUUUGACUUCAAUAGAAUGAAACUUGAAGAAAUUGCAUUUGAUAACUGCUAUUCAUUUAAACUUUUUCAUUACUA
This is a messenger RNA of Hippopotamus amphibius kiboko, 1114 nucleotides long. It is a transcript of the gene SMNDC1, whose product is annotated as survival motor neuron domain containing 1. NCBI's taxonomy places the organism in Eukaryota, Metazoa, Chordata, Mammalia, Artiodactyla, Hippopotamidae. The transcript has 7 exons. Gene Ontology annotation, biological process: mRNA processing; regulation of alternative mRNA splicing, via spliceosome. Gene Ontology annotation, molecular function: RNA binding. The record is from RefSeq and is a predicted model, not a curated record. Gene Ontology annotation, cellular component: precatalytic spliceosome; cytoplasm; nucleus. The coding region runs from base 323 to 922 and encodes 199 amino acids.